AUGGGUAAAAAUAAAAGGCAUCGCAAAGCAAACCCCUCUAAACGAAAUAGGGACGUAGACAACAGAGAUAAGAGACAGCAAGGUCAGGGCGAAGCCCAAUUCGAUAAACUUGUAAAAAAUAAUGCUGCCUUCGAAAAGUAUUACCAGGCUCAGAAUCUCAUGCCAUCUGACGAGUUUGAACAAUUUUUGGAAACGCUACGAUUAACUCUUCCCGCAUCAUUCAGAAUUACUGCGAGUCGAAGAUAUGCAGUUGAGAUUCUUAAAGUUAUUAAAAAUGUAUUCGUCCCCAAGUUGACCAAUAUUGUCUAUAACGAUGGGCAGGUCUUCAAAGCUCCUGAACCACUUCAUUGGUAUCCAGAUGAAUUUGCCUGGCAACAUACAGUCUCCAGGAAUAUGCUUAAGAAGGCGUCUGAAUUUGCAGAAUUUCAUUCAUGGCUAGUUACUGAGACUGGAGUAGGAAAUAUAUCCCGUCAAGAGGCAGUCAGCAUGAUUCCUCCAUUGCUUUUGGAUGUUAAGCCAGAACACUGGGUACUUGAUAUGUGUGCAGCUCCUGGGUCAAAAACAGCUCAAUUGAUGGAGGCUAUACACGCCAACGAUACAUUAUCAAGAGAUAUCCCUGCUGGGCUUGUAGUAGCAAACGAUGUCGAUUCAAAGAGAGCUUACACGCUGGUGCAUCAGACAAAGAGACUGAGAAGUCCCUGUUUGGUUGUAACUAAUCACGAGGCAUCUUCAUUUCCAGGGAUAUACGUUAAACAGGCUGAUGACGAAAAACCAAAACCUAUACAAUUCGACAGAGUAUUGGCCGACGUUCCUUGCAGUGGUGAUGGGACCUUGAGAAAGAACGUCCUUUUGUGGAAGAAAUGGAGUGUAGUUAGCGGAAUAGGUCUCCACAGAAUGCAAGUAAAAAUACUUGCACGUGGUGCACAACUCGUUAAAGUGGGCGGAAGACUUGUAUAUUCCACAUGUUCAUUUAAUCCCGUAGAAAAUGAGGCAGUCGUUGCAGAAGUUCUAAGACGUUGUAAAGGCAGUCUUAGACUUGUAGAUGUAUCAGAUCAGCUGCCAUUGCUCAAACGUGCGCCAGGAUUAAGUACGUGGAAAGUUAUGAAUAAAGUCGGUAAAUUCUUAAGUAAAUGGGAAGACGCACAUCCAUCUUAUCGCGGGAAAUUCGAAAGGUCGCUUUGGCCUCCCCCAAACGUCGAUGAACUUCACUUAGAUAGAUGUAUAAGGGUCUAUCCACACUAUCAGAACACAGGCGGAUUCUUUAUAGCCGUUUUUGAAAAGACUGGGCCAAUAACUGAUGUGACAACAAAGAGUGAUGACAAACAUAUGGAGAAUGAAAAGGAGGAAACCGUAUCUUUUUCGGGGGAAACUACAUCCGUUCCAGAGGACAUGUCGGCUGCUCCAGAAGAAAUCGAAAACGAUAAUAUUGCUGAUUACGAACUUAUUGAAAUUGGAGAAAGUGACUUAAUUAGUUCAACUGAUAUAACUGACUCGAAUGAUCCAGCCGAGAUACCUGAUGUAGAGGACGAGACACUACCUCAGAAGCGGGUUAAUGCUGAUAGCAGCGAUAUUCACAAUAAACGACUAAAGGUCGAUAAUAUUCAGACCUCCAAGCAAACUGAAAAAUCAACAAAUCAAAAUGAUAGCAAAGGCCAAAAGAGAGGGAAAUCUGGCAUCUCAUAUGAAGAACAGUUUAUCUUUCUUGAACCUGACAACGAAGAUCUUUCCGUUAUUAAAUCUUAUUACUCCUUGUCUCCAGAAUUCCCAUCACAUCUGUUCUUAGUCCGUUCGGAAAAUGCAAAGAACCGAACCCUUUACUUUGUCUCACUAUCUGUCAGAUCGUUGCUGACGUCUCCUGACGCAUCUCGAUUGCGAGUAAUCAACACCGGUCUACGUGUAUUGACAAAGCAAGAUGUUCCGGAAGAGGUUAAAUGUAGUUAUAGAUUGCAUUCUGAAGGAGUAGCAGUGAUUGCUCCCUGGAUGGAAGGAGAAGAAAGGGUUGUGAGAGGAGAAAUGGAAGACUUGGAAGUAUUGUUGAGUGAGCAGACACCCCGUUUUGAGAAGUUUAGAGACGAGAUGAAAGAAAAGCUUUUGGCUAUAGAGCAAGGAUGCAUUCUGUUUAUUGUAUUAGCUCCUUUACAAGCAUCGACUUCGACCGUUCCUUUACCUCCGAUUAUUCUUCCCAUAUGGCGCGGUAGAUCCUCGUUGAAUUUGUUGUACAAGAAGGAAGAAAGACAUGCGCUAGAACUUAGAAUUCAAAAUUAUAUGGGAAAACCAAUUGGCAAUAAGGCAGAUCCAAAAAAAGCCGAUGAUCAAAAUUCAUCGAUUGAAUGUAAGGAAGUAGAGCGUAAUACUGCUGAUGAGCAAGUGAAAAAAGACACUGUUGAACCAUGA
Molecule: messenger RNA, 2394 nt
Organism: Paraglomus brasilianum
Lineage: Eukaryota; Fungi; Glomeromycota; Glomeromycetes; Paraglomerales; Paraglomeraceae
Source: the annotation of a GenBank genome assembly